GUGUAUAGCACCCUAGACCACGAUCUUAUAAAUUUCAGUAUAUAUAAAUACCAUAUCAGAGAAGUCAAAACAGAGACAGUAAAACGCUGUGGAAAAACGACUUAAAACCGUCAUGAAAAUGAGACAUACAGUAUUACUUGUUUUGGUGUGCUGUGUCAUUAACGUUUCCUAUAGCCGAAAGUUGCCUGGAUUACCUAAUCAGUCAGGGGAAGAUCAAAGACCUCCUAUGAAUGAUCAACAAAGCCAGAAAGCACAUAAAUCACACAGACAAUCAGUGGAAGCGAACAAGCCUCCACCAAACGAUGAAGAAAACCAGGAACUACCCAGUCAGUCAAAGGAAGAGAAAAGACCUCCGACAAACGACGAAGAGAACCAGGAAUUACCCAGUCAGUCAAAGGAAGAGAAAAGACCUCCGACAAACGAUGAUCAGAGCCCAAUAGAACAUGGACCACCCAAUAGAAAGGACGAAAAAAACAGGCCUGCAAGAAAGUAUAGGGAAGACAGUAAAGAACCGGGAUCACUCGAUCGUUCAGAUGGUGACAAAACUGCGUCGCGUAAAAAUAAAGCGAAAGGGAAAGGUCGUCGUCCAGGGAGAAAGCCAGACAACACCAAACGUAUCAAUUCAAACUGGGAAAAGAAAAUGUUCCAACAGAUAUGAAAAAUGAAAACAAACCACUUUAAAAUGAACAAUCAAACAUCAGCCUUGAAUUUUUAUGUGUGGAACUUUUUAAAUUUAAAUUGACUCUCUCCAAUGCUUUCAAAUUUUUCUAUCCCCUCUGAACA
Messenger RNA from Mytilus trossulus (common blue mussel), 783 nucleotides. Its product is annotated as submandibular gland secretory Glx-rich protein CB-like. Bases 113 to 658 code for a protein of 181 amino acids. NCBI's taxonomy places the organism in Eukaryota, Metazoa, Mollusca, Bivalvia, Mytilida, Mytilidae. The transcript is spliced from 2 exons. The record is from RefSeq and is a predicted model, not a curated record.